AGGAGGGAGGAAGGGCGGGCUGGGCGCCGGGGCGGGAGAGCUGGGCCAGGCUGGAGGGGCUGCUUCUGGCCCAGGCUCAGAGUCCGUGCUCCCCCACACUCUCCUUCCCAGGCUGGACCGUCCCACCCGAAUCCGCUUCUCAGACUCCACUGGCAGCGUCCUGUUCGAACACCCUGCAGCUCCGACCCAAGAUGGCUUGGUGUGUGGGGUGUGGCGAGCAGUGCCUCGGUUGUCUCUGCGGCUCCUCAGGGCAGAACAGCUACAUGUGGCACUUGUGACACCCACUCAUCCUUCAGGGGCGGUCUGGGGGCCCCUCAUCCGGCACCGGGCUCUGGCUGCAGAGACCUUCAGUGCCAUCCUCACCCUGGAAGGCACCCCACAACAGGGCAUAGGUGGCAUCACCCUACUCACUCUCAGUGACACAGAGGACUCCUUGCAUUUUUUGCUGCUCUUCCGUGGGCUGCUGGAAUCCAGGAGUGGGGGACCAGCCCAGGUUCCCUUGCGGCUCCAGAUUCUACACCAGGGGCAGCUAUUGCGAGAGCUCCAGGCCAAUGCCUCAGCCCAGGACCCAGGCUUUGCUGAGGUGCUGCCUAACCUGACAGCCCAGGAGAUGGACUGGCUGGUGCUGGGGAAGCUGCAGAUAGCCCUGGAGAGGGCAGGUAGCCCAGGGCUGCGUAUCAGUGGACACAUUGCCGCCAGGCAGAGCUGCGAUGUCCUCCAAAGUGUCCUUUGUGGGGCCGAUGCCCUGAUCCCAGUUCAGACAGGUGCAGCUGGCUCAGCCAGCCUUACACUGCUAGGAAAUGGCUCCCUAAUCUACCAGGUGCAAGUGGUAGGUACAGGCAGCGAGGUGGUGGCCAUGACGCUGGAGACCAAGCCUCAGCGGAGGGACCAGCGCACUGUCCUGUGCCACAUGGCUGGACUCCAGUCGGGAGGACACACAGCCAUGGGCGUCUGCCCUGGGCUGGGUGCCCGAGGGACUCAUAUGCUGCUGCAGAAUGAGCUAUUCCUGAAUGUGGCCACCAAGGACUUCCCAGAUGGAGAGCUGCGGGGGCAUGUGGCUGCCCUGCCCUACAGUGGGCACAGCGCCCGCCAUGACACACUGCCUGUGCCCCUGGCAGGAGCCCUGGUGUUGCCCCCUGUGCAGAGUCAGGCAGCAGGGCAUGCCUGGCUCUCCCUGGAUACCCAUUGUCACCUGCACUAUGAAGUGCUGCUGGCUGGGCUUGGUGGCUCAGAACAGGGCACUGUCACUGCCCACCUCCUUGGUCCACAUGGGAUGCCAGGGCCCCGGCGGCUGCUGAAGGGAUUCUAUGGCCCAGAGGCCCAGGGCGUGGUGAAGGACCUGGAGCCUGAGCUGCUGCUGCACCUGGCACAGGGCACUGCCUCCCUGCUGAUCUCCACCAAGGGGAGCCCCCAAGGGGAGCUUCGAGGGCAGGUGCACAUCGCCAACCAAUGCGAGGUAGGCGGCCUGCGCCUGGCGGAGGCAGGGGCGGAGGAGGCCCGGAAGCCUGGGGCUCCCGAGGCAGUGGGCGCAGCUGCACUGCCCAUGCUGCCCGCUGUGCUCGGCCCUGAUGCCCCAGCGCCAGUCAAACCAGGCAGCCCCUGGAGAGCCCGAGACCCCAACACCUGCUUCUUCGAGGGACAGCAGCGCCCCCAUGGGGCUCGCUGGGCACCUAACUACGACCCGCUCUGCUCACUCUGCACCUGCCAGAGGCGGACAGUGAUUUGUGACCCUGUGGUGUGCCCGCUGCUCAGCUGCCCGAGUCCAGUGCAGGUGCCGGACCAGUGCUGCCCUGUGUGCCCCGAGAAACAAGAUGUCAGAGACCUGCCAGGGCUGCCGAGGAGCAGGGACCCCGGAGAGGGCUGUUAUUUUGAUGGUGACCGGAGCUGGCGGGCAGCGGGUACCCGGUGGCAUCCUGUCGUUCCCCCUUUUGGCUUAAUUAAGUGUGCCGUCUGCACCUGCAAGGGGGACACGGGAGAGGUGCACUGUGAGAAGGUGCAGUGUCCCCGGCUGGCCUGUGCCCAGCCUGUCCGCGCCAACCCCACUGACUGCUGCAAACAGUGUCCAGUGGGGUCAGGAACCCACCUACAACUGGGGGACCCCAUGCAGGCCGAUGGGCCCCGGGGCUGCCGGUUUGCAGGGCAGUGGUUUCCGGAGAGCCAGAGCUGGCACCCCUCAGUGCCCCCCUUUGGGGAGAUGAGCUGCAUCACCUGCAGGUGUGGGGCAGGGGUGCCCCACUGUGAGCGAGAUGACUGUUCGGUGCCACUGUCCUGCGGCUCAGGGAAGGAGAGUCGAUGCUGCUCCCACUGCACGUCCCGCCGGUCAGCCCCGGAGACCAGGACAGCGCCAGAGCUGAAGCAAGAAGCCCAGGGCUCCUAGGGAGCAGCGGGAAGGCCCAUGACCAAGAGGACGGGGCCUGGGCUGGGAGAAGGAGUGGCGCCGAGGACCCUGCAUCCUCCUGCGGGAAACCCAGUGCCUUUGGCUCCUCUUUUCCACCUCUUCUCCCUCCCCGACUACCUCUGGGACCACAACUCCACAAGGGGGAGGGCUGUCAGGGCAGACCCAGGCCAUGUCCACUCCAACUCCUGCCCUGUCACCCUCUGGCCUCUGCCUUGGAAGCCCAACCCCUUUCCUUCUGUACAUAAUGUCACUGGCUUGUUGGGAUUUUUAAUUUAUCCUCACUCAGCACCAAGGGUCCCCCCACCACUUCACUCCUGCUGCCCCUGAGCUGAGCAGAGUCAUUAUUGAAGAUUUUUG
Molecule: messenger RNA, 2755 nt
Organism: Myotis davidii
Lineage: Eukaryota; Metazoa; Chordata; Mammalia; Chiroptera; Vespertilionidae
Gene: CHRD
Product: chordin
Exons: 18
Coding region: 611-2377 (588 amino acids)
Molecular function (GO): protein binding
Source: RefSeq, a predicted model, not a curated record